ACCUGAGCAGGUUGAGCGGAGAGAAGACAUGGCAGGCCAACAACUCCACCCCCUCCGCUCUCUGUUGAGAAAUCUACUGAGGUUCUCAUCGGUGGGGUUAAUCCAGAACCCGCUCAGUCACUGAACUGCAACAGCUGCGUUUAAACUGCUGUUAGAUACCUGAGUUGUGUCUGUGCCGUUUCAGCUGAAAAAAACUUCCCUCUGUCUUCCAUCAGCAGGAAGAGAAGACAGCCUGUGGACAAACCUCGUCAUGAACUGGGCAUUCCUCCAGAGCCUCCUCAGUGGGGUGAACAAGUACUCCACAGCUUUCGGCCGAGUGUGGCUCUCUAUUGUUUUCCUCUUCAGGGUCAUGGUGUUUGUGGUGGCGGCAGAGAAGGUAUGGGGUGACGAACAGAAAGACUUCAAAUGCAACACGGCUCAACCCGGGUGCCAUAAUGUCUGCUAUGACCACUUCUUCCCCGUCUCCCAUGUCCGGCUGUGGGCCCUGCAGCUCAUCUUUGUCACUUGCCCCUCUCUUCUGGUGGUGAUGCAUGUAGCCUACAGGGACGACAGGGAAAGGAAACAUCGGCUUAAGUUUGGCGAGAAUUGUAACCGUCUCUACGUGAACACCGCCAAGAAGCGCGGAGGCCUGUGGUGGACCUACGUCCUCACUUUGGUCUUUAAAAUACUUGUGGACGCCACCUUUGUCUACCUCGUGUACCACAUCUACGAAGGCUACAACUUCCCUUCUCUCAUCAAGUGUGAACAGGUGCCGUGUCCCAACAAGGUGGACUGCUUCAUCGCUCGGCCCACUGAGAAACGCAUCUUCACCAUCUUCAUGGUGGUCACCAGCCUGGCCUGCAUUCUCCUCUCCAUUUUUGAAAUUGUCUACCUGGUUGGUAAAAAAUGCAAGGAAUGUAUCAUCUCGUCACAUAACUCUCACCACACCAUGACCAACACGAUGUCCAGUGGAAGCAACCUGAUGGAGUCAGACACUCUAAAGGUGCCUGGCAAAACCACCCUUGAAACGCCGGCUCCUUCAUACAGCCUCGUUACAUCUUGAGAUGCUGGGAAUAAAGACAAAGAAUUAAUGAAAAACUAUGUCUUUGGAAAGGAAAUAUGCUUUUCCUCUCUCUACAAGCACUUCCUUACAAGCAGAAAUGUAUUUGUUCAGAGAUAGAACUACAAUGGAGGUAGUUCUUUACUGUUUUUGUGUCUACCCUCAGAAAACGUGAAAUUCUAGAUUACCAGACAUUUGUCAUUAAUCUGGAAUGUGGUCACUGUUGUGGGUUUGGGUCAGAGUGUUCACAGAGAUAUUUUUCAGAUGGGAUUCUACAGCCCUUGCAAAGAAAAUCAAGUCUGUGUAAUUUAGAUUUAGCCUUGAGACCGAUUACAUGAGUCACUCCAUGGUUUGGACAUAUUUUUACAAACACGUGGUUUUCUGUGUAAAGUUUUCCUUCUACUCAGUGCCAAACCCACGAAAUGUUUAGUUCAAGCUGUACUGCGUCUUUUACCUUCCAUUCAUAUGACUCUUUGUGAAUACUGUUUUUUAUGUAAUUUUAAAAAAUGUUUGAAAGAUUGUGCUGUUGUGCGAGUUAAUGUUCUGACCUGUUUAAACUGCUUCCUGUACAAAGGCUGUAGAUAGCAAUGAAGUCAAAAUGCAAUAUGUUGUAAACACAGCUGGCAAUAAUAUCAGGAUGUGCAUAUUUCAGUUUUAAGUGUUAAUAUUUUUCAUUAAAGAAAUUGUUUAGAAAAUGUUU
Molecule: messenger RNA, 1739 nt
Organism: Etheostoma spectabile (orangethroat darter)
Lineage: Eukaryota; Metazoa; Chordata; Actinopteri; Perciformes; Percidae
Gene: gjb10
Product: gap junction protein beta 10
Exons: 2
Coding region: 251-1042 (263 amino acids)
Biological process (GO): cell-cell signaling
Cellular component (GO): connexin complex
Molecular function (GO): gap junction channel activity
Source: RefSeq, a predicted model, not a curated record